This is a messenger RNA of Salvia splendens (bonfire salvia), 537 nucleotides long. Its product is annotated as CCHC-type zinc finger protein CG3800-like. The transcript is spliced from 2 exons. The record is from RefSeq and is a predicted model, not a curated record. The coding region runs from base 1 to 537 and encodes 178 amino acids. Gene Ontology annotation, molecular function: nucleic acid binding; zinc ion binding. NCBI's taxonomy places the organism in Eukaryota, Viridiplantae, Streptophyta, Magnoliopsida, Lamiales, Lamiaceae.
AUGACACACCACUCCGGGGAGAAAAGGAAGUGGGAUGAUUCUAGGACUCCAUACGACGGAAAACAGUACCAGUCGAGUCAGCAUCGAUCUCAACACGGAGGAGGACAACAUACUUCUAGUCAGAGAGGAGACUACCGAUCCAGGGCACCACAGUGCAACGUGUGCUCUAAGUAUCACUUCGGCGAAUGUCGGCAUCAAAACGUUACCAAAUGUUACAAAUGCGGAGGGAAUGGUCACUUCUCUAGGGAGUGUCCGAGCAAGAAGGGAGGAUCGGGAUCGAUGCAGAACGAUCAAGGAUCCCAUCAGCAAUCAAGGGCACCGCAGAGUGAAUCGAGGGGAAAUCGCGAACAACCCACUCAAGACUUCUGUCUCCAGCUAGAACGUGCAUCGCAUUCAUUCAUAUCUGAUUUGUGUGUGAAUACAUUGAGCCUGCCUGUUAGCAAAUUUGAACAUAAGAUGGUAGUGUCUUCACCAGUAGGUGGGACAAUAGAAAUCUCGAACAUGCUCGAACGUAGAAAUCGUUAUGGGAAGCCUUAA